Psammomys obesus (fat sand rat) is the source of this 1778-nucleotide messenger RNA. RefSeq names its product dynactin subunit 2 (gene Dctn2). The record is from RefSeq and is a predicted model, not a curated record. Gene Ontology annotation, cellular component: dynactin complex; centrosome; cytoplasm. NCBI's taxonomy places the organism in Eukaryota, Metazoa, Chordata, Mammalia, Rodentia, Muridae. The transcript has 14 exons. Bases 199 to 1407 code for a protein of 402 amino acids. Gene Ontology annotation, biological process: mitotic spindle organization.
GUCUAGGGGUGUGGUAGCCGGCUGUCCUCGCGACUCCUGCCGUCCCCUCCUGCCGGCCCCCGCCUGUCGCGAGAUUUCCUGCUCUUCCGCCGCUCCCUUUACCGUCGCCUUAGCUGGGGACCCGGACCCAGCCUCUCCCCCACCCGAUCACCGGCCCCGACUCCACCGAGGCCUCCGUCCCCCCGCCUCGCCGCCGCCAUGGCGGACCCUAAGUACGCCGACCUCCCCGGCAUUGCCAGGAACGAGCCAGAUGUUUAUGAGACCAGCGACCUCCCUGAGGAUGAUCAAGCAGAGUUUGAUGCGGAGGAGCUGACCAGCACAAGUGUGGAGCACAUCAUUGUCAAUCCCAAUGCUGCUUACGACAAGUUCAAGGACAAGAGAGUGGGGACAAAGGGACUUGAUUUCUCAGAUCGCAUUGGAAAGACCAAGAGGACAGGAUAUGAAUCUGGAGACUAUGAGAUGCUUGGAGAGGGUCUGGGAGUGAAGGAGACGCCACAGCAGAAAUACCAACGACUUCUGCAUGAAGUGCACGAGCUGACAGCUGAAGUUGAGAAAAUCAAGGCGACAGUGAAGGAGUCAGCCACUGAGGAGAAGCUCACCCCGGUGGUGCUGGCGAAACAGUUGGCUGCUCUGAAGCAGCAGCUGGUUGCUUCCCACCUGGAGAAGCUGCUGGGACCAGAUGCUGCAAUCAACCUCACCGACCCAGACGGAGCCCUGGCUAAGCGCUUACUGCUGCAGCUGGAAGCAACAAAGAACAGCAAAGGCAGUUCAGGGGGAAAGACCACAGGUGGGACCCCCCCAGAUAGCAGCCUUGUCACUUAUGAACUACACUCUCGGCCUGAGCAGGAUAAGUUCUCGCAAGCUGCCAAGGUUGCAGAACUCGAAAAGCGCCUGUCAGAGCUGGAGGCCACUGUUCGCUGUGACCAGGAUGCUCAGAACCCCCUUUGUGCAGGUCUGCAGGGAACCUGCCUUAUGGAAACGGUAGAACUGUUGCAAGCCAAGGUGAGCGCCCUGGACCUUGCGGUUCUGGACCAAGUAGAGGCUCGGUUACAGAGUGUCCUGGGAAAGGUGAAUGAGAUCGCUAAGCACAAAGCCUCUGUGGAGGAUGCAGACACACAGAGCAAGGUGCAUCAGCUUUAUGAAACCGUCCAGCGUUGGAGCCCCAUGGCCUCCACCCUUCCUGAGCUAGUGCAGAGACUCGUCACCAUCAAGCAGCUGCAUGAGCAAGCUAUGCAGUUUGCUCAGCUCCUAACACAUCUAGACACUACUCAGCAGAUGAUUGCCAGUUCCCUUAAGGACAAUACUACUCUCCUGACCCAGGUGCAGACAACUAUGCGUGAAAACUUGGCCACAGUUGAGGGGAAUUUUGCCAGCAUUGACGAGCGGAUGAAGAAGCUGGGAAAGUGAGCACCAUGGAGAGUUGGAGAGCAGGAAUAACCCAGGGGUAACCCUUGUCCCCAAGCUUUGUCAGAUUCCACAGGGCUUUCACUUCAUCGUAACUCACAGCCCAUCCCACCUGACAGAAGGCAAGGGUUCUUCUUGCAUGUAGGGUGUGUACCCCUCCCCUGUCGAAUACAGUGGUAGCUGGGGGAUUUAGAUGGGGGUCUUCCCUCAGGCCCAUUAGAUGAGGAUGUGGGCCCAGCCACAUGCCAGCUCAUGUCCAAUAACUGCUUUGCCUGGUGUGGGGGAGGACUGGACCCUGUCCUCUAAUACAGCUCUGUGGCUGACUAGAAUACUGUACAACUGUUUCUGACCAUUAAAUGCUGUUGUACCGUGGA